Messenger RNA from Arachis stenosperma, 1645 nucleotides. Its product is annotated as geraniol 8-hydroxylase-like. The transcript is spliced from 2 exons. Lineage: Eukaryota; Viridiplantae; Streptophyta; Magnoliopsida; Fabales; Fabaceae. The record is from RefSeq and is a predicted model, not a curated record. Gene Ontology annotation, molecular function: iron ion binding; monooxygenase activity; oxidoreductase activity, acting on paired donors, with incorporation or reduction of molecular oxygen. Bases 19 to 1524 code for a protein of 501 amino acids.
AUUUGCAAACCAAGAACCAUGGAGUUUUCAUUAUCACUUCUUUUAAUUUCCAUUGUUGUGUUUGCAAUUAUUCAUCUUCUAAUCUCCAAUUUAGGCAUCAAAACACAAAACUCCACCAAACUUCCACCGGGACCAAAACCUUUACCAAUCAUAGGAAACAUCUUAGAACUUGGUACCCAACCUCAUCAAUUACUAACUAAGCUUUCUCAAAUUUAUGGACCAAUAAUGACUCUUAAGCUUGGUAACAUAACUACCAUAGUUAUUUCAUCUCCACAAUUAGCCAAAGAAGUACUCCAUAAAAAUGACCUAAUUUCGUCUUAUAGAACAGUUCCGGACACUCUUCAUGCACUUGAUCACAAUCUAUAUUCGGUUGGAUGGAUGCAACCUUCAAACGAAUGGAGGAUUCUUCGGAGAAUUUGUGCUACCAAAGUGUUCUCUUCACAAAAACUCGAUGCGACACAAGUUCUUAGACAAAGAAAGGUGCAAGAACUCAUGGAUUUUGUCAAGAAAAGAAGUGAAAAAGGUGAAGCUUUAGAUAUCGGCGAAGUUGCUUUUAUAACCGUGCUUAAUUUCAUAUCAAACACCUUCUUUUCCAUGGAUUUGGGUGAUUAUAAUUCUUCUAAGUCUCAAGAAUGGAAGAAGAACUUUUGUUCUAUCACUGAAGAAGCCGGAAAGCCUAAUAUUGUGGACUUCUUCCCAAUCUUUCGCUUGCUUGAUCCACAAGGUGCACGUGCAAGAAUGACCAAGUAUCUUAGAGAGUUGAUAGAUUUUUUUGAUGGUCUUGUCGAAGAAAGGUUGAAAUUAAGGGAUCUAGAAAUAGAAUCUAAGGCGUGCAAAGAUGUUUUAGAUUCCGUGUUAGAAGUUAUGUUGGAAGAGAAUUCUCAAGUGACCCGACUCCACGUGUUGCAUCUAUUCUUGGUUUUAUUAGUGGCUGGAGUAGAUACAACAUCAAUCACCAUAGAAUGGGCAAUGGCAGAACUACUAAGAAAUCCAGAAAAACUUGAAAAGGUUAGAAACGAACUUCAACAUGUCCUUGGCAAAAAUGAACAACUUGAAGAAAAACAUAUCUCAAAACUUCCAUUUCUAAAGGCAGUGGUAAAAGAGACUUUUCGCUUGCACCCACCUGCCCCAUUAUUAGUACCACACAAAUCACAAGAGGAUGUUGAACUAUGUGGCUUCAUUGUGCCUAAAAAUGCACAAGUUUGGGUCAAUGUAUGGGCUAUGGGAAGAGAUUCAAGUAUUUGGACAAACCCUAAUGAAUUUAUGCCUGAAAGAUUCUUAGAAAGUGAGAUUGAUUUUCAAGGCCAUGAUUUUGAGCUAAUUCCAUUUGGUGCUGGAAAAAGAAUGUGUCCUGGAUUGCCAUUGGCUUAUAGGGCUGUGCACAUUUUGUUGGCAUCACUUCUUCAUGGUUAUGAUUGGAAGCUAGCAAAUGAAGAUAAGGAAGAGGAUUUGGAUAUGUCUGAGAAUUUUGGACUUACCUUGCGUAAGGCUCAAUCUCUCAAUGCUAUUCCCAUACAAUCAUAAACAUCACAUAAAGUUUUAUUCUCCAUCAUUAAUUCUCAUGUUAUGUCUUUCAGUUUUUGAUUAUUUAAGGUGUGUUUGGUUGUGAUAUUUUGGUAGAAAAGUAUUAGGAUUAUAUUUCUAG